Molecule: messenger RNA, 3819 nt
Organism: Anopheles cruzii
Lineage: Eukaryota; Metazoa; Arthropoda; Insecta; Diptera; Culicidae
Exons: 6
Coding region: 1-3801 (1266 amino acids)
Molecular function (GO): oxidoreductase activity; 2 iron, 2 sulfur cluster binding; FAD binding
Source: RefSeq, a predicted model, not a curated record
AUGCAGAUUGUGUUCACUAUCAACCGGACUGUGCAUAAAGUCAAUAGUAGUGCCGUCCCGAUUGACACUUCCCUCGGCACGUACCUGCGCUACCAUGCACAGCUCAAGGGCACCAAAUUCAUGUGCCGUGAGGGCGGAUGUGGCGCGUGUAUCGUCAAUAUCAGCGGCCAACACCCCAUCACGAAGAGCAUCACUUCGCGGGCAGUUAAUUCGUGUCUCUUCCCGCUGUUUUCCUGCAACGGGCUGGACAUACUGACGGUCGAGGGAAUCGGCAAUAAGCUGAAAGGCUACCACGCCGUCCAGUCGCGGUUGGCGCACUUCAACGGCACGCAGUGCGGGUUCUGUUCGCCCGGCAUGGUCAUGAAUAUGUACAGUCUCUUGGAGGCAAACGGUGGCCACGUGACGAUGCAAGAGGUGGAGAACUCCUUCGGUGGUAACCUGUGCCGCUGCACCGGUUACCGAUCGAUCCUCGAUGCGUUCAAGUCGCUGGCGAUCGAUGCUGACGCAAGUCUACUAGAGGUGUGUGCGGAUAUUGAAGAUGUUCCGAAAAUUUGCCCCAAAAGCCAAACCGGUCGUAGCUGCCAAGGUGCGUGUCCCUGGGCGGCCCGAAGCGAAGAAGCGAACGAUAUUCACCUCACGUUUGCCGGUGGCCGAGAGUGGUACAAGGUGGAGAAUGUUCAAAAGAUUUUUCAGAUUUUCGACAAAAUUGGCUCCAAGUCGUACAUGCUGGUCGGCGGAAAUACUGCUACCGGUGUCUAUCGGCGAUCGCCCAAACUGGACGUGUUUAUCGACAUCAGUUCCGUUGCCGAUCUGCGAGUUAACUUCUUCAAUGACGCACUAAUAAUCGGAGCCAACGUAACGCUAACGGAGUUCAUGGUGAUGCUGGACGAGGCAAGUGACCACGACGGCUACGAGUACUGUCGCGAGAUUAUCAAACAUCUGGACCUGGUCGCCAACGUGCCGGUGCGAAACGUUGGAACGGUGGCCGGGAACUUGAGCAUCAAACAUCAGCACGCCGCCUUUCCGUCCGAUGUGUAUCUGUUGCUAGAAGGAGUUGGUGCUUGCUUGACGAUUGCCACUUCCGCCGUCACCAGCGAGAUCGUCACAGUAGCAGACUAUCUGUCGUUGAAUAUGCAUAAAAAGAUCAUUCUGAACGUGCUGCUCUAUCCAAUCGAUCCCGCUCAUACCUUGCUCCGGACGUACAAAAUUAUGCCCCGAGCGCAGAACGCACACGCCUACGUCAACGCAACCUUCCUGCUCAACAUCCAGCAUACGAUCGUAAAGUACGCAACGAUCUGUUACGGUGGCAUCAAUCCGACCUUCACACACGCCAAGGUCCUGGAACUGUUCCUCGCUGGUAAAAACAUUUUCGAUGAGACUGUGUUUCAGCAAGCCUUAGCCGUGCUGGAGGACUCACUGGAACCCGACUGGGCACUGCCGGAUGCGUCGCCCGAGUUCCGGAAACAGCUCGCCGUGUCCCUGUUUUAUCGUGCCAUAAUGGACAUCGCGCAGGAGCGAAACAUACCCGUUAAUCCGUUCUACUCUUCCGGUUCAGAAAAGGUGGAACGUGCGCUGUCUUCUGGCCAGCAAAGCUUCGACACGGUGCAAGCAAACUGGCCAAUGACACAGUGCAUCCCCAAGGUGGAAGGAUUGGCUCAAACCGCAGGAGAAGCGGAUUACAUAGACGAUCUACCGAACCAACCGCGUCAACUGUUUGGUGCGCUCGUCCUCGCGACGAGCCCACGCUGCAACAUCCUUGCCAUCGAUCCUACCGAAGCACUGAACCGACCCGGUGUGGAAGCGUUCUACUCGGCAAAGGAUAUACCCGGCUCGAACAAUUUCAUGCCGCCCGAGCUGGGCAAUGAGAGGAUCGAGCAGAUCUUCUGCAGUGAACGAGUACUGUACCAUGGUCAGCCGGUGGGGAUCAUUCUUGCCGAAACAUUCGAUGAAGCGUACCAAGCGGCGAAGCUGGUCAAGAUCGACUACAGUCCGCCCGAUGGUCAACCCAUCCUACCGACCGUACAGGAAGUGCUGAAAGCGGGCGUUACCGAGCGCAUCCACCGGAGCGAUGAAGUGCAGAUCGGAGAACGAUAUGAAACGGGCAAAGGCGCGGUUAGUAUGCGCGGGAGUUUCGACCUUCCAAGUCAGUUCCAUCUCUCAAUGGAGUCGCAACAGUGCGUGUGUAUUCCGAUCGAAGACGGCCUGGAUGUCUACAGCUCAACUCAGUGGGUCGACAUUUGUCAGAUAGCGAUCGCGAGAGCCCUGCUCGUGCCGGAGAACAGUCUCAACUUCCGCAUCCGCCGGCUGGGUGGGGCUUUUGGGUCGAAAAUAUCGCGCGCAUCGCAGGUGGCGUGUGCGUGUGCCAUCGCGGCCCACUACAGCCAGCGUCCCGUUCGACUGAUCAUGUCCCUGGAGGACAAUAUGGCGGCCAUCGGAAAACGGUCGGCGUGCGCCAGUAACUACGAGAUCGAGGUCGACGAACGGGGUAAGGUGAAGCGGCUGCUAAACGAGUUCUACCAGGAGUCAGGCUGUAGCCUCAACGAACCGGUGGAGAAGGUUACGUUUCUGUUCUACCGCAAUUGCUACGAUACCGGCAGCUGGAAGGUGGUGGGUCACAGUGUGUUGACGGAAUCGGCAAGCACCACGUACUGUCGGGGUCCCGGCACAAACGAGGGUAUCAGUAUGGCGGAGAACUUUAUGGAACACAUUGCGUUCCGGCUCCGGCUGGAUCCGCUAGCGGUGCGAACGGAAAACCUCCCGGACGACAGUAUGAUUCGUCAGUUGAUGCCCGAGUUUGCGAAGGACGUGGAAUAUGAACGACGCCGGACGGAAAUCGAUCAAUUCAACGCAUCCAAUCGAUGGCUCAAACGUGGCAUUUCGAUCGUGCCAAUGCGAUAUCCACAGUACUUUGUCGGUACCCUGCACGCGCUGGUGUCGAUCUACCACGCCGAUGGAACUGUGGCCAUAACCACCGGCGGCAUUGAUAUGGGGCAGGGAGUGAACACUAAGGCUACGCAGGUGGCGGCCAGCACGCUGGGCAUUCCGGUGAACAUGAUCAAGAUGAAGGCGAUGGCUAACAUUACCUCACCUAACGCGAUCGUGUCCGGAGGAAGCAUGACCAGUGACGCCGCCUGUUACGCUGUAAAGAAAGCCUGCGAAAUGCUCAACCAACGCAUCGAUCCCGUCCGGCUGCAGCAUCCCGACGCAGGCUGGGAAAGGAUCACCCAGCUCUGCCACCAGCAGCACGUCGAUCUGUGUGCCCUUUACCAGUACAACGUGACCGAAAUGCAACACUACGUCGUCUGGGGACUAACGUGCUCCGAAAUCGAGGUAAACAUCCUGACCGGCAACGUGCAGAUUAAUCGUGUCGAUGUGCUGGAAGACGUAGGCGAAAGCAUCAACCCUGGCAUCGAUAUCGGCCAGAUCGAGGGUGCGUUUGUGAUGGGCAUCGGGCUCUACUUUACCGAAAAGCUUGUGUACAGCAACGACUCCUCCGGUCAACUGCUAACGAACCGCUCCUGGAACUAUAAGCCGCCCGGUGCGAAAGAUAUUCCCGUCGACUUUCGGGUAAAGUUCCUGCAGCGAACGCACAACGAAAACUUUGUCCUGCGCUCCAAAACGACCGGCGAACCGGCGCUCAACAUGACUGUUUCGCUCCUGUUUGCCCUACGUAUGGCGCUAAAUUCGGCACGCCGUCAAGCUGGACUUCCGGACGAGUGGUACUCUAUUGAUGUACCGGCUACGCCAGAGCAAAUUUGUCUUCUCUCAGGAAACACGAUCAACCAAUUUAAGCUGUCGUAGAACGCUUUUUUAUUGUGC